AAUUACAGAAACCUGUAACGGUAGUCGGUGAAAUUGAUGGCUUGUGCGUUGUUUGUUUAAUUGUAAUUUUUCGCUAAAACCUAAUUAUGGUGAAGCUAACAGCCGAGCUGAUUCAAAAUUCCAUGCAAUACAUAAAUCCGGUAAAAGACCGCGAGUUGGACUUACGAGGUUAUCGCAUCCCCGAAGUGGAAAAUCUGGGGGCCACCGGUGACCAGUUCGACACAAUUGACUUUUCGGACAAUGAUGUGCGCAAGUUGGAUGGUUUUCCGUACUUGAAGCGGUUGAAAUGUUUGCUUUUUAACAAUAACCGUAUUGUACGCAUUGGGGAGCAUUUGGAGGAGUACAUUCCUAAUUUGGAGACGCUGAUUUUGACUGGGAACCACUUGGAAGAGCUGGGUGAUAUUGAGCCGUUGUGCACUUUGGAGAAGCUCACCACAGUUAGUCUUUUACAUAACCCUAUCACUUCCAAGCAGCAUUACAGGCUAUACCUAAUUUAUAAGUUACCGCAGUUAAGGUUGCUCGAUUUUCGUAAAGUCACAGCUAAGGAACGGGAAGAGGCGAGGGCUCUGUUUAAGAGUAAGAAAGGCAAGGAGAUUAGGAAAGAAAUUGGGAAAAGGGCAAAGACGUUUAUUCCCGGAGGUACAGGUAACAGUAUUGCCAAAAGUAAAGGCCUUACAGACGAAGAAAUUGCGAAAAUUCGUGAAGCUAUCAAUAAGGCCAGUUCUUUGGAAGAGGUUGAACGGUUACAGAAGAUUUUACAGUCUGGUCAAAUUCCUGGUCAAGAAGAAAUGAACGGAUAUCAAAAUGGACAAAGUAUGGAAUAUGAAUAAGUUUGAGGUAAUUUUCAGUCAGGUGUACAAUUAAUUAGUUUUAUUUAUAAGUUCCGGUUGAUAAGAGUAUUGUACUACACUAAAUACAAGGUUGAGAAGCGA
Messenger RNA from Tribolium castaneum (red flour beetle), 932 nucleotides. It is a transcript of the gene U2A, whose product is annotated as U2A. The record is from RefSeq and is a predicted model, not a curated record. Bases 87 to 830 code for a protein of 247 amino acids. Gene Ontology annotation, biological process: mRNA splicing, via spliceosome. The transcript is spliced from 5 exons. Gene Ontology annotation, molecular function: protein binding; U2 snRNA binding. Gene Ontology annotation, cellular component: U2 snRNP. Lineage: Eukaryota; Metazoa; Arthropoda; Insecta; Coleoptera; Tenebrionidae.